CUCUGGGCACGCUGUAGGUCUUUAUCCCCCCCUCACCAUUUAAACCGGAAUAUGAGAGCCUCUAGCCCUCACUGUAGCGUGUGGGUCGGAGCACCGGAGGCGAAGAGCCCGACGCAGGGCAAGAACAUGGGGUGAUGAGGGCUCUCCUCUGCUGACCUCAAUGCAGAUGACCAGUGAUGGCCACAGCAUCACCACGACUUUUGUUGGAUGACGUAAUAAACACAGGCAAUCAACAACAGGAGCAACAGCACCAGCAGGAAUUACUGAGCUUGCUAGAGACAAUUGUUCUCACCAUCUUCCUCUCCAUCAUCAUCAUCAUGACAGUGUUUGGAAAUCUGCUGGUCAUGGUGGCACUCUGCAAGGACCGACAUCUACGGAAGAAGAAGACCAACUACUUCAUUGUAUCACUGGCUUUUGCUGACUUGUUAGUUGCGCUGGUGGUUAUGCCUUUCGCUGCGAUUGAGCUGACAACUGGUCAGUGGCGAUACGGAGAGAUCUUCUGCUUGGUUCGUACAUCUCUGGAUGUCCUGUUGACUACAGCAUCCAUACUGCACCUCUGCUGCAUUGCACUGGACAGGUAUUAUGCUAUCUGCUGCCAGCCACUGGUCUACAGGCACAAGAUGACCCCUGUCCGAGUGGCAGUGAUGCUCAGUGGCUGCUGGGUCAUCCCCACAUUCAUCUCCUUCCUACCCAUCAUGCAAAGCUGGAACGCCAUCGGCAUCGAGGACAUAAUAGAGGAGAGACAAGCCAUGACCGGAGGCUCCAAUGACACAAGCUGUGUGUUUCUGGUCAACCGGCCCUACGCCCUGAUCUGCUCUGCGGUGGCUUUCUACGUCCCGUUGGCCCUCAUGGUCCUGGCCUACCAACGAAUCUAUGUUACUGCCAUGACCCACGUACGUCAAAUAGAGACGCUACAACGUGCAGGUUCAGCUCCCAUCAGUGGGGCAGCUCAUAUCAUCACUGUGAGGUCCUCCACUUGCUCAGAUCCAACGGAGCACUACCACCUUAGGACAGCAAUGGGCUCCUCCUCUUCAGAGCACACUCCCAUAGGGACUAGCCGCAUGCGUGUUGAGACUAAGGCGGCAAAGACACUGGCGAUUAUAAUGGGGUGUUUUUGCCUAUGUUGGGCACCGUUCUUCAUCACCAAUGUGGUGGACCCCUUCAUCCACUACUCAGUGCCAUGGCAGCUGUGGACAGCCUGGCUGUGGCUCGGGUAUAUUAACUCAGGGCUGAACCCCUUCCUGUACGCCUUCCUGAACCGGGCGUUUCGGAGGGCAUUUCUGGUGAUACUCUGCUGUGGGGAUGAGCGUUACGUACGGCAGGGGAGCUCCUAUGGAUACACCCCCAGAGUGUGUUCAGCUGCAUCGGUCAAUGGGACAUCUAUGGCCCUGAGAUUGUCCUUCCUGCCAAACCGGAGUUACAGCGACAACGGACGCACGAUACUGGCCAACGAGCAGGAGUCCCAGGACUCUCUUGGAACACUAUGAGUAUGACUUUGCAGUCGGAGGCCUGUGAUGAUGUCA
Scomber scombrus (Atlantic mackerel) is the source of this 1523-nucleotide messenger RNA. RefSeq names its product 5-hydroxytryptamine receptor 4. The coding region runs from base 177 to 1487 and encodes 436 amino acids. The record is from RefSeq and is a predicted model, not a curated record. Gene Ontology annotation, biological process: regulation of appetite; chemical synaptic transmission; adenylate cyclase-activating adrenergic receptor signaling pathway. Lineage: Eukaryota; Metazoa; Chordata; Actinopteri; Scombriformes; Scombridae. The transcript has 7 exons. Gene Ontology annotation, molecular function: G protein-coupled serotonin receptor activity. Gene Ontology annotation, cellular component: plasma membrane.